AUGGAGUUUACCAGGCAUUACCUGCCACUGGAAUGGGAAGAGCGAUGGAGGAGAGAGAAGGAGAGGAGGAAAAGAGUGAUUGAAGAAAGUGGUGAAGAAGGGAUAGAACAGGACAAACGCGAACUGAGGAGGAUCGUUGCUUACAAUGACUCCAGGAUGGGGCUGACGAGUGGGAGGAGUAAAAAGGAGGGGUCACAGGUCAGGAUGAGUGGUAGCGGUCAGGAAAGAAUUGGGGAGCAUAUAAAAGAGGAGGCAACUGGGGGUGAGGGACUUUGUAAUAAUAUCCACACAUACCACAGCGAAACCUAUCCCAAAGAGGUAUUUGUGGCCCUGAAGGAAUUCCGGGAUUCAUCAGUUCUCACAGACCUGACCCUGGCCACCGAUAAUGGGAACACCUUUGACGUACACUCCCCUAUCCUUGCAGCUGUCAGCUCCUUCAUUCGAGAGAGGCUGAGGGAUGGAAAUGGACAACAAUCAGACGAUAAUGAGGAAGCAGGAGUCCAUAGGCAGUUAGUGCCUCUGGGUCCUGAGGUUGAUCAUGUAGGGCUACAGGCAGUUGUGGAGUUUGCCUACACUGGAGUUGUAUUGUCUUUUAACAAAAGCAGCAUGGCCUCGAUUAUGGUUGCAGCUCAAGCACUGGGAGUACCCAGAGUGCUGGAUCUCUGCAACAAAGAGGAGAGCAUGGAGGAAGGUGGAAGUCCUAAGAAGGAAGAGCAAAAGAUUUCUGCUCUAGAACAGAUGAAGAUUACUCUUCAGUCCAUUAAACAGUUGUGGGCAGACGGAGUGGGGUGUGAUGUGGUUUUGGAUACAGAUGGAGCUUUAUUCCAUGUCCACAGAGUUAUUCUGGCGGCAAGCAGUGACUACUUCCGUGGUAUGUUCACCUCGGGGAUGAGGGAAUCCCGACAGACCUGUGUUGCCCUUCCUUUCCUGGUAGCUUCUGAAUUAGAGGUUCUGAUUGACUGCUCCUACAGUGGGACCCUUUGGCUUAGCUGGGACUGUGUCUUCGAGAUCACCUGCAUGGCCCUCCAGCUUCAGUUCCAGCCUGCCCUCUCACUUUGCCUUGACUUCAUGCAACAGGAAAUGGAGGCAAGCUCCUGCCUGGAUGUGAUAUCAUUUGCGGAAGCCUACGAGAUGUCAGAGUUGCUUGAGGAAGCCAAUGACUUUGUACUGAGAAACUUCUGGGAUGUUUCAGCCACGUCGAAGUUUCAGGACCUGCCAGCAGAGAAGCUUCUAGACAUUCUCCGCAAUGAUGGUCUGUGUGUGCCCUCAGAGUUGACUGUAUUUCGAGCUGUAAUCUCCUGGAUUGAGGCUGAUCCUGAGGAGAGAUUGGACCAGGCAGGCAUACUGAUGACCGGAGUCCGGUUCCCUCUCAUGACCUUUCGAGAGUUCAGGGAGGUAAGGGCCAUUAACCUGCGCAUGGAGUGCUUUGGAAACAGAGAGGUGGAACUCUACGGUUCAGCACUCAAGGAAUUUGGUUUCAGCCUUCCAAAAACCGAGGAUGUGUGCCGUAUUCGGCGUCCCAAAGAUGCUCUGGUUGUGGUUGGGGGAGACCAUUUGAGCCCAGAUGACGGUCAGCGUUCACCAAGCAAGGAACUAUGGUUUGCAAACUCUCUACGCAGUGGUACAGGUUUGGUGAAGGAGAUAGAGUGGAGGAAGCUGGGUGAGAUACCAGACAAUCCAAAGUUCAGGCACGGCGUAGUAUCAAUGCUGGGAAGGUUGUAUGUUGUUGGAGGAUGUUACUUCUACACCAAGGAUGACGUGAUGAAGUCUGCCUACAGUUAUGAUCCCUUGAAGAACAGCUGGAAGAGACUUGCUGACAUGCAAGAGUUUAGAAGCAACUUCUCAGUGGUGGUACACCAGGAGCGUCUUUAUGCCAUUGGUGGAGAUAAAGAGAUCAACACCAACGUAGACAGUGUGGAGAUGUACAACCCAGACACUGACUCCUGGAGCUUUGUCCAGCCCCUGGACCAGGCUCUGAGCGGCUAUGCUGUAACUGUCAUAGACGGAGGAUUCUUCAUCUCUGGAGGAUUCAAUUGUAAGUAUGUGUGUCUGGUUUCCAUGUUCCUAUACCACCCAGAGAGAGGAACCACCUACCUGGCAGACAUGACCCAUGACCGGGCCCAGCACUGCAUGGAGCCCCUGCGAGGCCAUCUGUACGUCGCUGGAGGUGUGUGUAACCUGAGGAAGUUUUACACUGACCAAUUAGCCUGUGAGGUGUAUGAUCCUGUGGCAGAUUCCUGGACUGCUUUCACCUCGCUGCCUGUCCCCCAUGUGGGUGCAGCCUCAGCCGUCCUGGAGGGGAAGGUCUAUAUACUGGGAGGAUACUGCCAGGAAGAUUACAGUGAGUCUGGACUGGUCCAUCGGUUGGAUCCUAGCACACAGCGAUGGGAGAACAUGGGUAAAGUGCCUGGGCCUGUUACAGACAUUCGGGCCUCUUUGCUCCGACUGCCCCAACACUUAAGGCUGUAGUAACAGUCUGGUCAAGAUGAUUAUCUUUAGAAACUGACAGAUAUUUUUGAUGUGAUGUGCUCCCAAAAUUCAAUGUAUUAUCAGUGUGUGGUUCAGCUAAAAAACCUGUUGUAUUGUCAGAG
Messenger RNA from Epinephelus moara (kelp grouper), 2591 nucleotides. RefSeq names its product kelch-like protein 33. The record is from RefSeq and is a predicted model, not a curated record. Bases 1 to 2469 code for a protein of 822 amino acids. Lineage: Eukaryota; Metazoa; Chordata; Actinopteri; Perciformes; Serranidae. Gene Ontology annotation, molecular function: protein binding. The transcript is spliced from 4 exons.